GACACAGUCGCGGAAUAUUUGGUAGUUUUCGCUGUCGGGCGCUGUCAUUGUGGGUUCAUUGGGAAGGUUGUUGGGUUGUGUUGUUUGUGGUGGUGAGGCGGUUGGGUCGAUGAGUGAGGCCCUUGACAUCAUCGUCAUUCGGCGGCUUUAACAUUAAUCAGUAGUUGAGUUUACGGGAGCCGGGUUUCUUUCUUGUCUUCUACGACCACAUCUAUCCGAGACUCGAUUGCGCUGGAAUACUUGAUUACAUGAUGGGGGAUAUUGUUCUUGCGUUCGACAUUUAUGGCACACUGCUCUCAUUUGAGGCUGUUAUUCAUGAGCUGAAGCGCUUCUUGAAUGACGAUGCUCGGGCCCGCACCGUGGCACAGACAUGGAGACGCUACCAGCUUGAAUACACCUUCAGGCUGAACAGCAUGGGGCGCUAUCUUACCUUCCUGGAAGUCACCCGGAAUUCCCUUCUGCACGCCUUGGAUGAUACGGGUACCUCGCUGGGAGACAAGGAGAUUGAGCAUCUUAUGGCGACCUACAAUAGGCUAAUUCCCUUCCCCGAUGUCGAGGACGCUUUGAAUCAGCUAUCAGCCUUUUCACAAGUCACCUCAGUCAUCUUUUCAAAUGGCACCCGGGGCAUGAUAGCCAAUUGUGUGGAGAGCUCGACGGUUCUAUCGCAGCACAAAACAUUCUUCAGAGACGUUGUCAGCGUCGACGAGGUGAAGCAGUACAAGCCCGCUCCAGCAGUCUACAGUUAUCUGGCAAAGUGUGUCGGCCGCAACCAGUCGGAGAUGAAGGAUAUCUGGCUAGUCAGUGGCAAUCCAUUUGACAUUGCAGGCGCCCGCAAUGUGGGUAUGAAUGCCAUUUGGGUAGACCGGGCUGAGGCAGGCUGGGUCGACAAGGCGUUGCCUGAUGUCAAGCCGACAGCGAUCGUUCACCAUCUGGGAGGGAUUGUAGAUGUGAUCAAGCAACAAUUGUCACUAUAGCAUCCCUACUGCUAGC
This is a messenger RNA of Aspergillus piperis CBS 112811, 990 nucleotides long. RefSeq names its product haloacid dehalogenase, type II. The record is from RefSeq and is a predicted model, not a curated record. Bases 249 to 974 code for a protein of 241 amino acids. Gene Ontology annotation, molecular function: hydrolase activity, acting on halide bonds, in C-halide compounds. The transcript is spliced from 2 exons. NCBI's taxonomy places the organism in Eukaryota, Fungi, Ascomycota, Eurotiomycetes, Eurotiales, Aspergillaceae.